AUUCUGAGUGGGCAAGUCGGAUUUUAUAUACCAAAGCCCAAGAAGGGAAAAGAAGAAAACAAAUAACAAAGACAAUUCUCUAAGAUGGAGAAACAAAGAGAUAAUUUAUUCCUAGUAAAGAUAUUUAAAAAAGGAGAUAGUUUUGGAGAAAUUAGUUUAAUUUAUGAUAGAGGAUCUGAUGGAUCUAUGUUUGCGAUGGAAGAUACUAUCUGUCUCUUGUUGAAUAAAUAAAAUUUUUUAUAAAUUAUUGGUGACUAAGAGAAGAAUUCCAUCACAAAAGAAAUAGAAUUUCUACAACACCAUCCGUUAUUUGAAAAUUGGAGCUUUAAUUUGCUUAGACUGCUAUAUUUCUUUUCAUAAAUAAUGAAUUACAACAAAAAUGAGGUAGUGUAUCUCGAAGACACGAAACCUACUCAUAUAUAUAUCAUUAAACAAGGUGAAUUCGCAAUUUACAGAAACUUCAAAGACCAAUCAAAAAAGGUGGAUAAAAAGAAAGAAAGCGAUCAGGAUGAGGACAAUAAAAGCGAUGAAGAAGUAAACAGUAUGGAAGAUAAUAAAAAUGAUUCUAAUAACAAUCUAAAAAGGAAAUUCGAGAAACAAAAAAAAUAUAAAUUAGCGGUUAUGGGAAAAGGUGAACUAUUUGGGGAAGAAGACAUUUUAAUGAAGCAGAAUCGUACUUUUAGUGUUGUUUGUGAUAGUUACAAUGGUGCUUAACUUAUUAUGAUAAAGAGAAAGGUAUUCAAGCUUAGUGUGAUGGCAGAUAUAGGUAGUGCUACCUUUAUAAAAUAACGUCUAAAAUAAAAAAACUAUAAUCACUAGCUUAGAUUAGAAAGUAUUAAUACGUUUAUAAAGGAAUACAAGGAUUUUUUUACAGAUUCGAAUGAUAAGAAAUAAAAUGAAUAGUAGAAUGGAAAUAAUUUUUAGUCCAGCAACUAGUCUAGCAACACAAAACAAGAAAACCAAAACAAGGCAAAAAAGAGAAACAGUUAAGAUAUAACUAAUAAUGGAUAAAAUGUUUACCAAAAUUAAGGAUUUUUAUCUCCUCCCAGCACAUUGACAGUAGAAAAAAGUAAUAGCUAGAAUUUCAGCAAUUCUUAUUAAAACGAAAGGAAAAGAAGCUUUAAUUCAAGCACUUAGCAAAUAGAUAAAUCUGAAAAAUUGUAAAACCACCAAGACCUCUUUGAUCAUUUUUCUUAAUUUCAAAAAAAAAUUUACAAAUCUGAGAAAAACAAAAUAUCAAGCAACGAUACUAACAGUGCUUACAAAGAUGGUUCUCCUCUACGAGAUAGUUAGUAAUCAAGCAAAAGAGGCUCUAUUUUACAAAUUAAAUUUCCAAAUCAAUAAAAUCCUACUAGAAUGCCCCUAACUUAAGAGAAUAGUCCUGAAUACAAUUUCUUUGGAAAUAAAGAAGCUGCUUAUAGGCUAAGCAUAAAUAGUCUUGUCACUCCAAAAAAUGUUAAUAAUCUCAAAAGUAAAAUGGAUCAGUAAAACAUGUAGUUAAACAACAUCGAAGAGCUUGCUUAAAGUCAAUAAUAAAAGCCAAUACAUUUAUUGCUUGAAGGAACAAAAUAAUCUUCAAGAGAUUCUCUAAAUUCAAGCUGUUUUUCUAGCUAAUAUGAUAUGGGAGUUAAGAUGCAAAAGUCUAUGAGUCACUAAUUAUUAAUCCCUCCUUAAGAUGGUAUCAUAGCAUCAAAAGAAAGAAGAGUUAGCAAUUUUUACACAGAAAGCUUAGUUAACUAAAAUAAUAGAAUAUUAAAAAAAUAGUCUUCUAGCUAGAGAGAUUCUUAAUCUGUUGAUAGCAAAGUUUCAGCUAACUAAAAUUAAAGCUCAACAAAUUAAAAUUAAAGAAACCCAACCAGUUAGGACUUGAUUAGCCAAAAUGGAAAUAGUCCUAAUUAAUAAUAAGAAUAUUAUUCAAUCUCAAGAUAACCUAAUCAACAGCUUCAAUACCAAAUGUUUAAUUAACCAAGCUCAUUUUAUAAUCUAAAGGGGUAACUUUAAAAAUAGGAUUAUCUCCUCAAUAUUAAAAAUCUAAAUUAGGAAUAAAUUGAACCCGAAGAAUAAAAUUAAUAUGAAAAUGAGAUUAAAAAUUCUAACAAUUUCUAAAAUUUCUAAGAAAAAAAAGUCAACCAAAUAGGUUCAAAAUUUGUUUUGUCUGAUUCAACUACUCUUUCUCCUAAUAAGUAUCCUUUGAAUUAUAAGAUGAGCUCAAGCACUAUAGACGUUUUCCACCAAAGUGAAUUAACCAACUCUCAAAUUAAUUAAUAAAAUUAGCAAUAAUUUUAAUUUAGUAAUCCAAUAAGUAAUGCUACUGAUGCCAAGAAAAAUGGGAAAAAGAUACAUCUAUAGUUUCUUUUAAAUAAACAAAAACCUAAUUAUUAGAAAGAAAAUACAAUUUGUUCUUCUAUUUCAGCAACUAUGCCAUCCGUUUCAGCUUAAUCAUGUGUCUAGAUUUGUAGUUUUCCUAAAGAAAAUCUUGAAUUCAAUCACAGUAUGAGUACAAAUGUAAAUAACUACUUUUCUUCUUCUUCUUCUUAAAGGAUUUAGAAUGUGAGUAAUUAGUAAUCUGUUUUCACAAACAACUACCUGUCAGUACAAAGCCAACCUCAUUUAUAAGAAGAUUAUUUUUAGUAAGAAAAUGAAGUCUAAACAGAGAAAGAGAGAGGAGAGCAUGAUGAAAAGAAAAAUCAAGAUAAAACUAAAAAAAAGUAAAAAUAAUUUAGAAAUAGCAUCUUCACAGAUACAUUCUAAAAAACCUUUUAACAGAACCUUCAUCAUAUUUAAUACAGAAUAUUACAAAAAAAACAUAAAGUAACAGAUAUUUAGCAAAGUAUUGCAAAACACAUUUAAGAUUAAACUAUUAAACACUUUUUAGAAGAGAACACUUUAGUUAAAAGUAAAUAUGAUCACAUUAGAAAUAAAUAUUAGCAGUAGUAAUAGUAAUAACAGUAGCAACAAAUCUAGCCUUCAAAAUCAGAAACAAAAUUUGAAGCUCUAAAACAAAUGUUAAAAAAUAACUUGCAUUACUCUAAGUAAGAAAUAGAGUAAGGAUUAACUUAAAUAUAAAGUUUUCCUAGAUAAAAAACUGCAAGCAACUAUUAAAAGAAAGCUGAAUUCCAAUACGAAGAAUUCUUAAAUCAGUAAAAUGAGACCUAAAAGCACUCACCAAAUAUCAAGACUUAACAUGAAAAAUCUAGAUCAUCAUUUAACAGCAACUUUUAAAAUAAUCUUAAAUCACAGCAACAAAACACAUAGCAAUAACAAUAUAAAUUUCAGUAAAUGCAGUAAACAAUUCCAAAAUAAAGCUUAGUUUUAGAUAUUAAAUAGUAAGAUGAUUAAGAAAUAAAAAACUUUUCUAUUACUCCAAACGAUAAAACAGGAACAGUGCAUAUAAAAUCUUUGCAAUCCCUCACUUCGAUAUCCAAAAAAGGUUCAUCAAACGUGUUUUCUUUCACAAAAAUACCACAAAAUAACGAAAUUAAAUCAAAAGAAUCUUUAAAAAUGUAAUCAAUAAAAUAAUUGGGUACUGAAAAUCAUACAAAAAAGUUGAGUUUAAUAGAAUAGAAUUUCAAUUCACUAACGAAUUUUAAUAUAAAAAAUAACAUCAAAAUUAAAAAAAAUAUUUAAUUUAAUUACAAAAUACCUUAAAAAACAACCAACUCUUGA
This is a messenger RNA of Tetrahymena thermophila SB210, 3666 nucleotides long. Its product is annotated as cyclic nucleotide-binding domain protein. The transcript has 4 exons. The record is from RefSeq and is a predicted model, not a curated record. Lineage: Eukaryota; Ciliophora; Oligohymenophorea; Hymenostomatida; Tetrahymenidae.